This is a messenger RNA of Rhincodon typus (whale shark), 762 nucleotides long. Its product is annotated as ATP-dependent 6-phosphofructokinase, muscle type-like. The record is from RefSeq and is a predicted model, not a curated record. Bases 1 to 399 code for a protein of 132 amino acids. NCBI's taxonomy places the organism in Eukaryota, Metazoa, Chordata, Chondrichthyes, Orectolobiformes, Rhincodontidae. The transcript has 3 exons.
AUGAUUGGACCAGACUGCCCAUUCCUGAACCCUAACUCUGCAUUGGAUGCCGAUGAAGAAGACACUGAACGUCGCGUUUAUGGCCUUUCUCCUGAAAUCCGCGUCCUCUUUCUCUGGGCCUUCCUGCUGAGGAAACAACCUCUCCCCUUGUCUGCUGUCCAAAUCCCUGUGGUUUCGGGCACGGUUCUCAGAUCUCUUUUUCAGGAGAACAUCUCGCGUCUACCCACGUCCAUCAAGCUGUCCCCCGACAGGCACCGCAUGCCAAAGGAGCAGUGGUGGCUGAGGGUACGGCCCCUCCUGAAGAUGUUGGCCAAGUACCAGACCCACUUCGAUAACUACAUCACAGGCGAGGUCGAGCACGUCAACAGGCGCAGUCUGAGCGUCGAGUCUGGUUUCUGAGCUCAACAGCAAAAAGAAAAGGCGGCCGCUUGGACUGAUCUCCCCGUCACUGCGUUUUAACCUCCGUUAGCAUGAAUUGACCGUGAAGUAGCGUUUCAAAAAAAAAGGCUUGCAUUUAUAUAGCACCUGUUACGUAGAAAAAUAACCAUCCCCACCCACCACUUCCCGGGUGCGUCGCAGGAGCUCAGUCCAGAGAGAGAGAGUUUCCCAACACUUUCUGGACCCCAAAAGGGUCGUGGGUCAGGCUUAAUUCAAGCCUGUGAGAAAUUUUAGUGCUUUCCAUUUGCCUCAAGUACAGCCCCCUCCUUUCCCUCCCACCCCCCCCCAAAAAGCCCUGCCCUGCUCUGGAGCAUUUUGUGGCUG